AUUGUCCACAUGCACCCUUCGGGGAGCUACGGUAUUUUCCAAACUGGAUCUGCGGUCCGGAUACUGGCAGAUACGGAUGGCGGACAACUCAUCCACAAAACUGCUUUCCGAACUCGGUACGGAUCGUACGAGUAUUUGGUAAUGCCGUUCGGACUCACCAACGCACCGGCAACGUUCCAAGCCGAAAUGAACCACAUUCUACGACCACUUCUUGGACGAAUGCGUGGUGGUGUACCUGGACGACAUACUCAUCUACUCGCGCGACAUGAAGCAGCACGUCGAACACCUGCGACGCGUCUUCGAAAUUCUUCGACGAGAACGAUUCUACGUCAAACUGUCCAAGAGCGAAUUCGCCCUGAGAAGGUCCAUUCUCUAGGACACAUGGUGAGCGCUCAAGGAGUUCACGUCGACCCCAAGAAAAUCGAAGCCGUACGUACGUGGAAGACACCCGAGAACGUGAAGGAGUUGCAGCAGUUCCUAGGCUUCGCUAAUUACUACAACAGCCUCUUCCUGUCCCAGAACAACCAUGGCAAGUGGUUAGCCUGGACUUCAUCACCGGGUUACCACCUACCUCCAGCGGUCAUGACGAUCCUUGUCGUCAUUGACAAGUUCUCCAAAAUGGGACACUUCAUCCCGACACACACGAGCACGCACCGAGGAGACAGCACAACUCUUCGUUCGUACAUCAUCUCACAGCAUGGCAUUCCAACACACUCAUCUCCGACCGAGACCCCAAGUUCACCAGCAAGUUCUGGAAGGAACUUAUGUCUCUCUCGGACCAAACUCGCCAUGUCAUCCGCAUACCAUCCGCAGACAGACGGACAGACCGAGCGCCUCAACCAAAUUGUUGAGCAACUCCUCCGAGCAGCCUGCAAGGACGAGAUCUCCAAAUGGGACUUGCACCUGCCCGUACUAGAGUUUGCUUACAACAACGCUACACAUGCCGCUACUGGACAGACGCCGUUCUUCCUCUGCUACGGACGCCACCCACUCACACCACAGAAACCGACAACAUCAGCAACAGUCCAACCUGCACAUGAUUUCAUCACAACCAUGCAUCAGCUUUGGGAUCGGACCCACAAGCGCCUCCUUGACAUUCAACAGCAACAGAAGCGCCAGGCCGAUCGCCAUCGCAACGACCACACCAUCACCCAUCUCCCAUCUAAACUUCGACCUCGCUUCUGCGGGCCUUUUCUCGUUGAAGCACAGGUCACUCCUGUUACCUUCCGCUUACGCCUGCCAGCUACCUGGAAGAUUCACAACGCCUUCCAUGUCCAACUUCUGAAGCCCUAUCGGGAUCCGAACACGAUCUUCGUCGGACGCCAACCGCCGCCGCCGCCAUCCGUCCUCGUCCAGAAUGAACCCGAGUACGAGGUCGAGUCCGUGCUUGCACACCGCCGUCGUCGGAAUGGCACCGUGGAGCUUCUCAUCCGUUGGAAGGGUUAUGAUCCUUCUGAGGACAGCUGGGUACCUGAGUCCGACAUGGGUAACGCCCGUCGUCCUCUGCAUGACUACCUUGUCAAGCAGGGUGUUACUUCUACCACCAGGGGGGAAGUGUGAGAGUACGACCCCGUUACACCACUU
Closterium sp. NIES-67 is the source of this 1584-nucleotide messenger RNA. The record is from the annotation of a GenBank genome assembly. NCBI's taxonomy places the organism in Eukaryota, Viridiplantae, Streptophyta, Zygnematophyceae, Desmidiales, Closteriaceae.